GUUUCGUCUUGCAGCAUGGGAGCAUGCACGUCCAAGUCUGGGCCUCGCCGCAUGGACACAUGGGCGGCAGGGGAUCCUGACGCCGCGGCCACAGAGGGACGAUCCACCGACGCCACAUUGCCUGCAACAGAGCGUGACGGCAACAUUUACCUGCAUGACAGCAACACCCCAGUUAGCUGUGUGGUGACCACAACUGGCAACGUCUGCGCAUCCGGGUGGGACGACGGCACCAUCAAGCUGAUCGACUUCAACGCGAGAUGUGUUGUGCGCAGCUGGAGUGCCCAUUCCCGCAGCGUGAAUCGGAUGGUUGUCGGAGCUCGUUCGUCCAGCUUGUACUCUUGCUCCCGGGAUACCACGAUAGUCCGUCACAGUCUCAUCGACACCUUGAGCACAGCAGCGCCGACAACGUUUGCAGGCCACUCGCUCACUGUGUCUGCCUUGGCUCUUGACCCAACGGAAACCAGGCUCGCGUCUGGUAGUCGCGACACCAGCGUGAUUUUAUGGGACGCAGCGACCGCCACUCAGAUGCAGCACACAUCCACCUCUCAAAACAUCGUGACGUGCAUGGCGUGGGUGCCCACCGAAGCACAAGUUGUCGCUCAGGGCGGCGAAGACCUCCGACUACGCUUUUGGGACGCCCGGACGUGGAAAACGCCCGCUCAAACGAUCGAAGGCUACGUGUAUUUUCCUCUUGCAAUGGCGUGCUCGCUGGAUGGCCACUACGUCUUCACAUCCAGCAAGGGAUUCAACGCUGUGGGGUGCGAAGGCCGCGUGUGGGACCGACGGACCGGCAAGCAGGUGGUCGAAAUGACCGGGCACUCGCAGGAUGCCACCGCGUGCGCUUUUCUUCCGCAUCAGUGCGUUCAAUGGAACGCUGACGAAGGCAUUACAGCGUCCAAGGACAGCUCCGUGCGAGUGUGGAACACAAUGACGGGCGAGCUCUUGGCCUCUACUCAAGAUGGCGGGGCUGGAAUGUUUACAAGUCUUGCGUGCGUCGAGCCAGCCUCAAAGGAUGAUCAAAGGACCCGCAUUCUCGCCAGUUCCUUCUCGGGUCGCAUCGACAUGUAUGAGUGGGAUCGCACCAAGCGCAGCCUCGAGCUAGUGUAGAAACGCUGCGACAGUGGAUCGCAAAGGGAUAAUGCCGAUUGCAGAAGCCAUCGUUAGGUGCAGCCACGAUGGGCUGGACUCGACGACACAAUGAAUUUCCUGGCCGGUGCUAUGACCAUCGCUCGUUCGCCAUCCUCAAUCCAAUCUUACUGAUCGAGGUUUUCAUCUCUCUCCUUUCGAACGCGAGGCAUGCAGCCCC
Messenger RNA from Aphanomyces invadans, 1306 nucleotides. RefSeq lists its product as hypothetical. The transcript has 6 exons. The coding region runs from base 16 to 1107 and encodes 363 amino acids. Gene Ontology annotation, molecular function: protein binding. NCBI's taxonomy places the organism in Eukaryota, Oomycota, Saprolegniomycetes, Saprolegniales, Verrucalvaceae. The record is from RefSeq and is a predicted model, not a curated record.